Molecule: messenger RNA, 652 nt
Organism: Gopherus flavomarginatus (Mexican gopher tortoise)
Lineage: Eukaryota; Metazoa; Chordata; Testudines; Testudinidae
Product: zinc finger protein 560-like
Exons: 5
Coding region: 127-576 (149 amino acids)
Biological process (GO): regulation of DNA-templated transcription
Source: RefSeq, a predicted model, not a curated record
AGCUGCUUCCUGGUUCUCCACGUGCUGCCAGCAGCGCUGGAGCUGCCCGAGCCGGAGCGGAGCCGCUGUUCUCAGCUGCAGCCAGGAUCUGCCCCCGGCCCCGCUGGGAUCCAGACAGGCUGCAGAAUGUUUUGCUCCAGCUCAUCCCAGCCUGGCGUGGGACAGGGAAGAGAAAUGGCUGCAGUGGAGUCAGUCCAGGGGCUGGUGACCUUCAAGGAGAUGGCUAUGUAUUUCACCAGGGAAGAGUGGGCUCUGCUGGACCCCACUCAGAGAGCCCUCUACUGGGAUGUCAUGCAGGAGAACUAUGAGACUGUGACCUCGCUGGGCCAGAGAAUAACAUCCAUGUUUCGCUGCAGAUCAUCUCGUCCUCCCAGGGGCAAGGAAAUGGCUGCAAUGGAGCUGGCUCAGGGGCCGGUGACCUUCGAGGAGGUGGCUGUGUAUUUCUCCAGGGAAGAGGGGACUCUGCUGGACCCCACUCAGAGAGCCCUCUACAGAGAUGUCAUGCAGGGGAACUAUGAGACGAUGGUCUUGCUGGGUAAGGAUUCCUGUCCCUUCUGUUCUUGGAAGGGGAAAUGAAGAGUGAAGGUUCAUGCCACCCCCACAAUGCCAUCUGUACCCUGUCCUGUUUCAGCAUCACCCCAAUAGGCCAGUA